This is a messenger RNA of Penicillium expansum, 858 nucleotides long. RefSeq lists its product as uncharacterized. The record is from RefSeq and is a predicted model, not a curated record. The transcript has a single exon. Bases 1 to 858 code for a protein of 285 amino acids. NCBI's taxonomy places the organism in Eukaryota, Fungi, Ascomycota, Eurotiomycetes, Eurotiales, Aspergillaceae.
AUGGCAUCUCCGUUCCACAUCUCUCGGCACGAACAGGUCGAGCUAGAGCGCAAUGAAGCCUUCCGAGUAAUGCGCGAACAAUUACGUCGCCAAGAAUGCGGUAUGGAGCGACCGAGUUUCUGCGCAGGCCACCGACACUCCUGCACCUCCACCGAACAAGAAACCUUCCGCCUCCACCGCGACAUCAUCCACACCCUUCUCGUCCCGCUCUUCCUAAUCAACCACCAAGCCGAGCGCAUUGCAGCACGCACCCUCCCGAGCCAGAAAGGCGCCGAGCCCGAACGCGCAUUCCGCGGUGAAGCCCGCAGCGCCUUCGCCUGGCUGAACUGCAUCCUCACCGAAGAACACGACUGGUACCUUACAGCCCGCUGCCCAGCCUGCAUCGUCCAGCACGUGCUGCACUCGGAGCCGACCAUCCGAUUCGUCGCGGUCGCCUCGCAGCUCGCAGGUCCACGUUCCGGAUUCCAGUGCUGGCUGAACGCCCUCGAGACCGCCGUCUGCGAAGAUCCCUUCUGGGGCGAUGCCUUCUGGCCGGAUAUUGAGGAGCGCGCCUCUCGUCUGACUGACGGCGUGCAAGAGCUCGUUCGCCAGUGCUAUGAGCUCAGCGCGACGCUCGACAACCCGGCUCGGGUUAGCCCGUCUCUCGCCAAGACUCCCAUGCCUGUCUACGGCAGUCGCUCCGCCUCCUGCACAAUCCCCCUGAAGCCAUCUAGUUUCGCGCGGAAACAGGUCCGUCUGACGCGGGAGGAGCAGAGAUACCGCUCCUCGCUUUUGUGGAAUUGCUCGCAGGAGAUGACACAGCCGCUGGCCGGCUGCACUACUGCGACCCAGUCGCGGCGCCGGUCGCUGACCUCAUGA